UGGGAAAAAUUUACAUAAAUUAAUAGCGGUAAUUACGCCGCAUAACGCAACCCUGCGAGAUAAAAAGGGGUUUAGAGUAGAUGCACAGUGACCCCAGAUUUGGGAAUUGAAAAGUUUGAAGCUAUGGCCUUUGAGUUUCAAGAGCAGCCUGCGGUCCUGGUCUGCAUUCGGGGUCCAAAGUUGAAAGCUUUUAGGGUGAGUUAGUUUGUUCUCUCUUUGAGUAGCUUAAUUUGUUUCAUUUCCAAAAUGUUUAAUCUUUCUAGGAAAAACAAUAGCAUCUUACAUAGGCUUUCAUACAUUGUUGUGAACAACUCCUCCUCAAACUCACUCCUAUUUCUCAAAGUUAGAUGCAUCUCAAACACUUGUUCCGACCUAUCUCAAUCUUUUGCAUACUCUUACCUUAUAGACAAAUUUGGGUUCUCCCAACAAUCUGCUUUGGCAGCUUCCAAGUAUCUCCGUUUUAAAACCCCAGAUCAACCUGAUUCUGUCAUUGCAUUUUUGGAGAAACAUGGGUUUUCAAGAACCCAAAUCCAACAAAUGAUCAGGUCACGGCCGAACCUGCUGUCUUCUAAUGUUGAGAAAACCCUUUUGCCCAAACUCGAGUUUUUCCGAUCUAGAGGUGUUUCAAGCCCUGACCUUAUCAAAUUCUUAUUUGGCAACCCCACUAUUUUAACUCGUAGCUUAGAGAAUCAGGUUAUCCCUUGUUUCAAUCACCUUAGCAGUCUGCUCCAAUCUGAUGACAAGGCUGUUAAAGCUAUAAAACGCUAUCCGCGUCUUGUCACAUGUAAUUUUGAUGCUUAUAUGUUACCUAAUAUCAAUAUUCUGUUGGAUAAUGGAGUGCCUGAAUCAUAUAUCAGAACAAUGUUUUUUCACCAUCCUAGAUACUUUGUCAUGAUCCCGGAUCGGUUUAAGGAGAUUGUGAAGGAAGUGAAGGAAAUGGGGUUCGAUCCUUUGCUGAUGAAAUUUCUCCGUGCUGUAAUUAUGUUUAGAAAAAUGAGCAAACCUACACUGGAGAGGAAAUUUGAUGUUUACAAGAAGUGGGGUUGGUCUGAACAAGAGAUUUGGGAAGCGAUUCGAAAGAAUCCACAAUGUGUGGAUUUUUCGGAGGAAACAAUUAUGGCUAGAAUGGAUUUUCUUGUGAACAGAAUGGGUUUUAAGCCUUUGCACAUUGCCAAUCAACCAAGUGUUAUAUGUCGGAGCUUAGAGAAACGGAUUGUUCCAAGGGGAUUGUAUGCUCGAGAGUUGUUGUCAAAAGGUUUAAUGAAGAAGUUUACAUUGUCUGGAUUGUUUGACAUUUCAGAGAAGACAUUCUUUGAGAGGCUUAUUAACCGAUAUGAAGACAUUGCACCUCAGCUACUAAAGCUGUACAAAGAAAAAGUAAAGCUUGCCAUAGGAGGCAAAUAUUGAACAGAUUGUAUUGAUAGCAGGUAGUUAAGCAGCUCCAAGAAUGCUGCUGCGGCGAAUGACAAAUCUCUUGGUUCAUUAGGUUGUAUUGAUUCCAAGUAGUUUAGCAGCUCCAAGAAUGGUGCCGUGGCAAAGAAAACCUUGCAAGGUUUUGACAUGAUCACAUGAAGAAAUGGUGCUGCUGUUGUAAAUUAAAACAAAUGGAAAGACAAUAAUCCAAUCCAGGUUUUCCUGUUGCCAAACUCAUGGCCCUUUUGUAGUGCUAGGAUCAAUCAUAUUCAAUGUAAAAUUAUCCUUUCUCCUUGUUAUGAUAAUAACUCAUUGUUCACAAAAAUAUGAGCAAAACUUAUGACUUUUUAAAUGAUUAGCUCCAUUGUUUAUAUUAA
This is a messenger RNA of Theobroma cacao (cacao), 1790 nucleotides long. RefSeq lists its product as uncharacterized. The record is from RefSeq and is a predicted model, not a curated record. NCBI's taxonomy places the organism in Eukaryota, Viridiplantae, Streptophyta, Magnoliopsida, Malvales, Malvaceae. Gene Ontology annotation, biological process: regulation of DNA-templated transcription. Gene Ontology annotation, molecular function: double-stranded DNA binding.